AUGACCAUUUUUAAAAAAGGUAUUGAAAAAAUUCAAAAAUCUAAUAAAAAUAUCAUUAUUAGAUCUUAUUCAAAAAGUAGGUAUGAAGAAAUUGUAAAAUUAAGAGAAGGUUAUAGUAGUGCACAAGUUGAAGAAAAUGAUUUAUCAAAAGAAAUUAUGGAUAGAAUAAAAGAUAGAAGAAAACAACAACCAAAUUAUCGUGAUGAUAUUAAUGAUGAUUCUACUGUAUAUUCAUCAAGAAAAGAUGAACAAUUUAAAGAACAAAGUCAUUUAAUAAUAAAUGGAAGAAAAGUUUCUUGUGACAUACCAAAAGAUCAAGUAGAAGUUGUAUCUCUUAAAGAUUAUUAA
This is a messenger RNA of Dictyostelium discoideum AX4, 348 nucleotides long. RefSeq lists its product as hypothetical. NCBI's taxonomy places the organism in Eukaryota, Evosea, Eumycetozoa, Dictyosteliales, Dictyosteliaceae. Bases 1 to 348 code for a protein of 115 amino acids. The record is from RefSeq and is a predicted model, not a curated record. The transcript is spliced from 2 exons.